Messenger RNA from Cyprinodon tularosa, 3581 nucleotides. RefSeq names its product calymmin (gene cmn). The coding region runs from base 84 to 3536 and encodes 1150 amino acids. The record is from RefSeq and is a predicted model, not a curated record. The transcript has 54 exons. NCBI's taxonomy places the organism in Eukaryota, Metazoa, Chordata, Actinopteri, Cyprinodontiformes, Cyprinodontidae.
GUAUAUUAGUAUCCUCUCUGCUCGGGUGCAUCUCCUACUUUUCGACCUUCUUUAUCUCCUGCUCUGUCUGAACUAGGUUUGCUAUGGCAGGACGGCUGGUCAUUCGAGGAGUACUGAUUCUUUGCUUGGUACAGGCAGCACACACGGGGGGUUAUAGCGCCUCAUAUGGAGCUUCCAAUGGACAAGGACCUCAUCCUAACGGAAAUGUCCCUCAGCGUGGUGGCAGACUGGGAUCAUUCCUAAUCCCAUCUAAAGGAGUUGGACGGACAUUGGGACAACAAAAUGGACACACUGGGUAUCCAACAAAAGGAAAUGGUUAUGGAGCUGUCGCUGGGAUGAACAAAGGAUCCGGAGUCAAUAGAGGAAAUCAAGCCGUCUUAUCCUCUAGAAGUGGAUCCAUGACUAAUGGAUAUGGACUGAAAGCUGGCUCAUCAAUUGGACAACAACUGAAAGGUUACACUACUCAGAAUGCUGCCUAUGGAGGACAAGGAACUAGAGGAGGAAAUCUGGCCUCUUUACCUGCAGGAGGUGGAGCUGCUAAUGGAUAUGGAUAUAAAGCCGGAACAGCAAAUCUGCAACAAAUGAGAGAAUAUGGAGUUAUAUCUGGUCCAUCCAGCAGACAACAACCCAGAGGAGGUUACGAGGCUCCAGCUGGUAGAUAUGUCGCACAAGGAACCAAAGGCAAUGGUUAUAGUGCUCCUGCAGGUGCGUACGGUGGACAAGGAAAUAAAGGUUACGCUGCUCAAGCAGGUGGAUUCGCAUCAUAUGGAGGACAAGACACUAAAGGCAACGGUCAAAGCCUUGCAGCUGGACCAUCCAGUGGGACCCUCACAAGGCAAGAUGGUCAAGGAGGACAUGGAGGGAAUCCCAUGAAGGGAUAUAACCAACCUCCUUUUAGGCCAGCGGUGGGAAUGGGAUAUUUCAAAGGUCCCCAACCUGCCAGAAACCAAGGGCAGGCAUAUGCUGGUAAUGGCUAUAAUGGGUACAGAACUAAAGGUUUCAAUGGCGGCUAUGGCAGUGCUGGUUUGGGUCUGGGACCUCGGUAUGGAAAUGGAGCAAAGGGGCCAAUGAAAGGUUAUGAUGGAUCAGCUGGUAUAGUAAACGGACAAGGUUCACAAUUGAAUGGUCGUGCUGCAGUCAGAUCACCAAAUGGUAAUGGAGCCAUGCCAAAUGGUUAUGGAAACCUAAACAAAGGAGCUGCAAAGGCUGCUAAAACAGAAUUUUCCAAUCACUUCAAUAGUCGAGGUGCCAUUUCUAAAGGGUAUGGGAAUUCCAGGGGAGUUGCUGCAAUGCCUCAACAAGGGUAUUCAAACGGAGCAAGUCCAAAUGGGUAUGGAUACAACCCUAUAGGUUAUGGAGCUGCUGCUGGAGCUGUCAAAGGAUUUGGUCCCCAAAUAAAUGGCCAAGGAGUUAGCAGAGCUGCUGCACAGGGGGGGCAAGGACCCAGACCUGAGGGCUAUGGAUUGGUUAAUGGAAAAGGUCAAGCUUUAAGAGGAGCAGAUGUACCAUAUGGUAAAAGCCUUAAAGGCGGAGUUCUGCCUUCUCAACAACAGACUGCAGCAUCAGUGAAGGGUGGAAUACAUCAGCAGGUUAUAACUCCAGGUGAAGUACCUGCUGCUCCCAGUGCUACCAGUGGUUUCCACAACCAGGAGGCCAAUGACAAGUACCAACAGCUGCAUUCACCUGUGUUACAAAACAAAAUGUACAAACAGACACAGCUAAACCUUGAGUCCAAUCCAGAGUCAGCUCCAGCACUUCCUGCUGCCAGAUACACCGACCGUCAGCCUGGACCUGAACUGGCACCUGUGGGUCUUCAGGAUGGGGGUCAAAAAGGAACCAUAUAUGGAACCGUACCAGAACCAAGAGCGGUUCUUCCUCCAGGUUAUGUGGCUGGAAGUGCUGUUCCUGAGCAGAGCUCUGCAGAAUCAGAUGUUGUUUUUGGUGUAGAUGGAACAGGUGACCAUCAAAGUACCAGAGCCAUAAAAACCAAAGCUGUUUCUGGGUCAGCUGAGAGCACAGAUAAUGUCUCUCCUGAGGAAACACAGAGUGUGGCUGCAGCAGAGAGGACAUACGUCAAGAGUCAGCCUGAAACAGGACAGGGAAAUCUCCCAGAUGGGGAACCUGAGAAUGGCAGAGUUUCUGUCUCCGGCGGUCAAGGAGCUAAACCAGCCAAACCUGACUGUGGACCAUAUGGACAAUGGAUGAAGAGAUUAAAAUCUGGUUAUAAAGGUAAUCUCAACAUUCCAGGAGUUGGUAAUGGACAUCGAGCAGGUCUUGGGUAUCCCCAUGGUGGAAAAAUUGCACAGCCUGGUUACGGACAAGGAAUCCAGCCUGCAGCCGGUUAUGGACAUUUAUAUGGAGUAGGAAACAUGGGCUUAGGUAAAGCAGCCAAAUUAGAUCCUGUGAAUAGUUUUGGUGUUGUUGGACAACCUGAUUAUGCAACUCUUGGCCAAGUUACACCCAUUGAGCAGUCAGGCGGCACCAUGCAGGUCUUAUUUAGUGAAGCCCCAGUCAUCUCUGCUGGAAUUGAUGGAAAAAGUCAGCUGGAGGCUCAGGCUGCACGCUUUCUUCCAAAUGGAGCGCCUCCUAGUGGCCAAACACUUGGAAUGGCUUCAGAGAAAUCCAACGCCAAAUAUGGUGGUGCUGGGCUACAUAUUGGCCAACCUGUCAAUCUGGACAAUAAUGGUGUAAGAAAUUAUGGUUAUGGAGUUAACCCAUAUGUGCCUGCAGGUGAAGCCAAAGCAAAUGGAAAAUAUGAGGGCCUUGGUGUCAGUGUGAGGGAGGACCCUAUGUCUGCACAAUACGGACAAGGAGGGAUUCUCAACAGUGGACAAUUUUUAGGCCUUGGUAGUGAAGGAAAUAUACCAGGAAAAUAUGGUUAUGAGACACUUCCUUAUGAUGUUCAACCAGCUGGCCUAACUCCUGGGGCAACAUCUACAGGUCCCAUUGGAUCACCAUACCAUUCUGCACCAUCCGGCUUUGAAAAUAAUGGGAAAGACGUAUCAAAAUAUGGUGACAGAGAAGUUCCCUAUGUUCCACAGAUUCUUGGAUUUGGGGGAGAAGCACAAAAUGCAAAAUACGCAGGUGCACAAGGAGUUUACCAGACACAGCCUCUUGAACCUGCAACUGGAGAUAUGACUGGCAUGAUGUACGACCACCAAACUACAAAAACAGAGUCGGCAGGAAAACCCUAUGUAAAAGGAGAGGUUCCAUCAUCAGCUUUUACAGUUCAAGAAAACGUGGGGUACAUUAGAGGAAACAUGAAUCUAGAAGCUCCCACUUCCAGCCCUGCCACAGAGCACUCGCACAACCUUCCAGGUUCCUUUACAACAGAUGACAGCAUGCAGGAUUUAACCAAUGCUGAUGGCAGAACUGCUCCAGAGUCACAAGGCGAGCAUCAUGUUUCUGAUCAUGAAGACGAGCAGCUGCCACGUCAGAUUCAAAUCCAGCAGCAUCUCAAACUACAUUUUCACCCACAAGGGGAAAAGAAAUUUGAUUUGAAUGGCUUCUUUGGGAAUAGUGACCAUCAAGAUUGACUCGGCUGAGAAAACACAAAAAUGCCUGCCAUUUUUCCCAACCCA